Ostertagia ostertagi is the source of this 369-nucleotide messenger RNA. The record is from the annotation of a GenBank genome assembly. Lineage: Eukaryota; Metazoa; Nematoda; Chromadorea; Rhabditida; Trichostrongylidae.
AUGGCUGAACACGAAAAUCCAUUUCGACCGGAGGAGGUGUUGUACCAUGAAGUGGAUCCGAUCGUGGAGCAGUACAUGCAGAAACCAUUCCCCCCAAGUCGACCAGGAAGUGCAGAGAACACGCCUGUGAAGCAACAAAAGGAUGGCUCAUUAUCAUCUCCAGCUUACCUACAAAAUGGUUUAUCAAAGGAGCAGUUAAUGGACAACGAGAAGGCACAGUCGCAACCACUUCUGUCUUCAGAUCAACGACAAUCGAGUCCAGAAAAGAAUGCAGCGGCCGGUGAUUUCGUCGACGACCUGCCACCAGCAGGCAAAGUCGAAUUGGUUCACGUGAAGAAGAGGAAAUGCGGUUGCUGUACAGUGCAGUAG